AUGCACAAACGGCACCUUGUCUCUGGUCUUCCCAGGGUUCUCCCUCCCCUGCCACCCUCGCCUGCUCCUCCCUGUCUUCCCUGUGUCGAGGGGCAGCAGCGCGCCGCUCCUCACUCCUCCUCCUUUCCCCCGACGACUGCUCCCUUGCAGACGCUCCACAUGGACGUGUGGGGCCCAGCCCGCGUCCGUGGUCAGGGUCAGGAGAGGUACUUCCUGAUAGUUGUUGACGACUACUCGCGCUACACCACGGUCUUCCCCUUGCGCACCAAGGGUGAGGUCCCUGCUGUUUUGAUCCCCUGGAUCAGCCGAGCCCGUCUCCAGCUAGGCGAGCGUUAUCGCUCGGACUUUCCUGUCCUGCGCUUGCACUCUGACAGAGGUGGUGAGUUCUCCUCCGACCUCCUGGCAGCCUACUGUGCCGAGCACGGCAUUGAGCAGUCGUUCACGCUUCCGGCCUCUCCACAGCAGAAUGGGGUUGCUGAGCGCCGCAUUGGCUUGACUUCUCCAACACUGCGUUGGACGGGAGAGGUUGGCGAUGCGUCGCGUUUUCGGGUCUGGGGAUCCCGAGCUUUUGUUCGCGACACGUCCGCGGACAAGCUCUCCCGUCGCGCUGUCCCCUAUGUCUUUCUUGGCUUUGUCCCGGACGCGCCUGGUUGGCAGUUUUACCACCCCACCUCGCGCCGGGUUCUGCCCUCUCAGGACGUCACUUUUGACGAGUCCGUCCCCUUCUACCGCCUCUUCCCCUACCGCACUGCCCCGCUCCCCCCUCCGCCUCUCUUCCUCGCGCCAGGUGCUGCUGUGGUAGACCCCCUCCCCCCUCAGGGUGCCGCUCCCUCAGGUGUGUCCCAGGUAGACCCGGUUGAGCCUGUCGAGGUAGCUGUCGAGUCUCGUCCUGCUAGGGGUGCUGAGCCUGCGCGUGAGGAGCCUGGGGGUGCUGAGCCUGGGGGUGCGGAGCCUGGAGGUGCGGAGCCUGGGGGUACUGAGCCUGGGGGUGCUGAGUCUGGAGGUGCUGAGUCUGGGGGUGCUGAGUCUGGGGGUGCUGAGUCUGGAGGUGCUGAGCCUGAGAGUGCUACACCUGGAGGAGCCCUCUCCUCCCAGCAGCUGCAGGAGAGGUACCUACAGUACUGCCGCCUCCGGAGAGGUGCUGCUGGAGCUGGUACCAGUAUUUCUCCUCCUACCCGGGAGCUCCCCUCCCUUCAGCAGAUCCGAGAGUGGUACACGCGGCGCUGCAGUCUUCGGAGUGGAGCUCCUGGUGCUGCGGACCCUGGAGGUGGAGCUGCUGCUGGUGCUGAGGACCCGAGCAGUGGAGCUGCUGCUGGCGCUGAGGACCCGGGCGGUGGAGCUGCUGCUGCUGCUGAGGACCCGGGCGUUGGAGCUGCUGCUGGUGCUGAGGACCCGAGCGGUGGAGCUGCUGCUGCUGCUGAGGACCCGGGCGUUGGAGCUGCUGCUGGUGCUGAGGACCCGACCGGUGGAGCUGCUGCUGGUGCUGAGGACCCGAGCGGUGGAGCUGCUGCUGGUGCUGAGGACCCAGGCGGUGGAGCUGCUGCUGGUGCUGAGGACCCGACCGGUGGAGCUGCUGCUGGUGCUGAGGACCCUGGCGCUGGUGUCUCUGCUGGUUCUGGAGACGCUACGCGGCCGCGACCGUACUUCGUACCACUUCUUCAGCAGGUUCUUGGUCAGGCUCCUCCUCCUCGUCCUCCUCCCUCCGUAGAGUGUCCUCCGCCUGUCCAGUCGCAGUCACUGUUACCGCCUGCCUCGCCUCUCCCUGGUCCCUCUCCUUACACUGGUCCCACAGGAGGUCUUACGGAGCGUCGUGAGCCUGAGUCUCGUCCUGCAUCGCCUGUUCGUACUGCUCGCACUAGUCGUCGUGUCCCACGUGAGCGUCCUCCUCCUGUCCCUGGCACUCACUACAUGACUCUGCGUCCCUCCACUGCUCCUCAGCGUGUCCCUCUACCGUCUCCUCCUGCGUCCUCUCUACCUACUCUUCCUGACCCGGAGUCUGACUCUCGUCGUGCUGCCAGUCCCACUGUCACGCGUCUCCUCGCCACUGUUGUCACUGACCCUACCUUUGAGUCAUCUGCUGCGUCUGCUCUGGUCGCUGAGUUGGUUGACUUUGCUGCUCGGUGUCGUCUAGACUACGCCGCUAGCCUUGUUGCUGAGUCUGAGUCUGUCUGUCCUCCGUCCGUUGGGGGUGAGUGUGCUCUUGGCACGGACGUCCUUGAGGACAGACAGGAGGAGUUCCAGUGCUUUGCUGCUGCUUUGCCCCAUCUCGUGUCCAUGCUAGUUGCCCCUGAGGGAGACCCGGAUGCACCAGACAUCCCGACCCCACGCUCUUACGCUGAGGCGAUGGCGGGUCCCUACUCCUCUCAGUGGCAGACAGCCAUGGACGCAGAGAUGGCUUCCUGGAAGUCCACAGGCACCUACGUCGACGAGGUUCCCCCACCUGGGGCGAACAUCGUCAGUGGCAUGUGGAUUUUCAGGGUGAAGCGGCCGCCGGGUUCUCCUCCUGUCUUCAAGGCGCGCUACAUUGCUCGAGGCUUCAGUCAGCGAGAGGGAGUAGACUUCUUCCAGACCUUCUCCCCCACCCCGAAGAUGACUACUCUUCGGGUGCUGCUGCACAUAGCCGCUCAUCGCGACUACGAGCUUCACUCACUUUGUCAGAAGAACUGA
Closterium sp. Yama58-4 is the source of this 2667-nucleotide messenger RNA. The record is from the annotation of a GenBank genome assembly. Lineage: Eukaryota; Viridiplantae; Streptophyta; Zygnematophyceae; Desmidiales; Closteriaceae.